Molecule: messenger RNA, 1206 nt
Organism: Fomitopsis serialis
Lineage: Eukaryota; Fungi; Basidiomycota; Agaricomycetes; Polyporales; Fomitopsidaceae
Product: glycosyl hydrolase family 61-domain-containing protein
Exons: 6
Coding region: 1-1206 (401 amino acids)
Source: RefSeq, a predicted model, not a curated record
AUGUUGCUAACUCUCUACGUGACUACCUUCAUCAGUCUCGCCUCGCACGUCCACGCCCACGGCUACGUCAGCAACGUCACCGUCGACGGUACGGUCUACCCCGGAAACGCACCAGGCCACUACACAGUGGCCAGCCCGAUCCGGACGGUAUCGUCCAACAGCCCGGUGACAAACGUGUCCAGUCCUGACCUCGCCUGCGGGCUCGGCGCGGUCAACGCUGCCCUCGACGCCCCUGCCUACCCGGGCAGUGCGGUGAACUUUACGUGGGUGUCUGGAGGAGGCGGGAACUGGCCCCACGAAGUCGGGCCGGUCCUAACGUACAUGGCCUCCUGCCUGAACGUGACCACCUGCGCGGGCUUCAACGCAUCCGCCGCGGAGUGGUUCAAGAUCACGGAGGACGCGAAGCGGGCGGACGGCGCGUCGUGGGUUCAGCAGCUCAUCAUGGAGGGCGACAGCUACAACGUGACGAUCCCCGAGGGUCUCACGCAGGGGGCGUACCUCAUGCGGAAUGAGCUUAUUGGCUUGCAAAACGCGAUGUCGCCCGGCGGCGCCGAGUUCUUCCCGUCCUGCACGCAGCUCCGAAUACUCGGGAACGGGACGGAGGUACCUGCGCCGAACAGUACUGUCCGGUUCCCAGGGGCGUAUAACGAGACUGACCCGGGGGUCCUCGUCGAUGCGUACACGGACCCGGACACACCGUACGAGAUCCCGGGUCCUUCGCUGGCGACGUUCGUGGACGCAAGGAGCCUGGACGAGACGAACGGUACCUUUGCCAUGCCUGCAGCUUCAUCCGCCCCUCUGGCUUCGUACACACCCCCGACAUCACCUAUAUCUCCAGCCUCAUCGACGUCUCCAGCCCCAUCCACGCCUCCAACCUCAUUUGAACCCGAGCCUUCGGACAACGUGGAUGACGUACCCUCAGCGCCCUUGCCUCCCAUCUAUCCACUCCCCCAGGAGUCCACGCAAAGCUCCAUGAGCACCCCAAGCUCCGUGCCUAUCACCGCGCCGCUUCCCACAGGUCUCGGAGAAGCACCGCUGGCCCCAGUACCCGUGUCCCCCACUCCAGUUCCUGGUCUCGCUUCAUCUGAAGAUGGCCAGGCGCAGCUAUGGAUUCCGAUGGUGGACGCUACGCCUAUGCAACCUGAAAUGCUUGAGCGGCGGGCGCGGCAUGGGCAUAGCAGAGUCAUGGGCAGGAUCGCGCACUAG